This is a messenger RNA of Tetranychus urticae (two-spotted spider mite), 1483 nucleotides long. It is a transcript of the gene Not11, whose product is annotated as CCR4-NOT transcription complex subunit 11. Gene Ontology annotation, cellular component: CCR4-NOT complex. The record is from RefSeq and is a predicted model, not a curated record. Lineage: Eukaryota; Metazoa; Arthropoda; Arachnida; Trombidiformes; Tetranychidae.
UCACAAUAGAUGUCGCCUGACGAGAUUUUCGGUUCCCAUCUGGGAGGCUUUCCAGUGGAAGCAGUAAUGUUUGUGUUUUGCCGAGAUCCUUUUCCUAUUAACUUUUGUUUCAAUUUGUAGUUUAAAACUUUUAAUCAUUUAGACAACCUCAAAUGGCCCUGUCAUCGAAAGAAAUGGAAGCUCUUGAGGCUCUUCUUAAUGAAGAAAACCCACAAGUUGAACAAUAUCUGAAGCCAGAGAUGGUCAGACUAGCUCCACCUUUGCAUAACUCUGAGGAUGAAUUUGUGUGGCUUUUCCCUUCUGAAUUGGAUGAUGUUAAACUGGCCUGGGACUCCACUAUGUCUUCACAUGUCUCUGUGAUAACUGAAGCUAAAAGAUUAAUGUCCAAAGCAUUUGAGUGCACUCUAACUGUUGACCAACAGAGAACUUUACUUCAAGAAAUUGAAAAGGAUCAUAAAUUGGUUUAUUAUAUGGGAUUAACGCCGUCCAAGCUACCUGAAUUAGUUGAAAAUAAUCCUCUGAUUGCCAUUGAGGUCCUUCUAACUCUGAUGCCGUCAAAUCAAAUCUCAGAAUAUCUUUCAGUUCUUGUUAAUAUGGAGAUGUCCGUUCAUUCUAUGGAAGUCGUCAAUAGACUAACUACCGUGGUUGAACUGCCUCCUGAAUUUAUACAUCUCUAUAUCACUAAUUGUAUUCAAACAUGUGAAAGGAUAAAAGACAAGUGCACACAAAAUCGUUUGGUUCGCUUGGCAUGUGUCUUCCUACAAUCCCUUAUUAGAAACAAAAUUAUAAAAAUUCAAGAUGUCUUCUUAGAAGUUCAAGCUUUUUGUAUUGAAUUUAGCAAAAUCCGUGAAGCGGCAGCCUUAUUCAGAUUACUGAAACAACUAGAUAUGUGUGAACAAGAAAAUUCAUCAACAGCACCUACAACACCAACAACAACACAUUCUUCAUCAUCAAUCGCAACGACAACUACAAGUACAAGUAACAACAACACAGCUACCUCUUCUCAAUCAUCUUCACCAACAUCAUCUCAACAACAAUCACCACAAGCUUGAAGCUGUUUUUCUUUUCCUGGAAAAUUGUUACCUCUCUAUGCUCUUUUUUAUUAUUAUAUAUUUUUCAUAACUAGUAGAUUAUUCCAUGGAUGUAGAAACAAAAACACAAAUGGUUUAAAAUUUUUGCCAUUCAAUAAAACGUACAAGGCGACGACCAUCCUUGACAAACCUGAAUGACAUGUUGUUAGAAAUGAAGAAUAAGAAGAAGAAGAAGAAAAACUUUUUGUCGAUAUUGAAAGUGACCAUUUAAGACGAUUGAGUGUAACUGUCGAUGAGUCUCACAUUAAGUACUGGAUUAAAUCUAAUCAACCAGUACCUGAUGUAAUACUCACAGGCAAUCACACUUGAUGAAAUUGAAUCCAACACAAAGAAAAGAUUGAUUUGAAAUAGCACGGAAAACUUGGAUAAAUGGAAAUAAUAAAGAUGGCACA